AAGCCCGAUCCCCGGUUCUAGAAACACGGAGGAGCUUGCUCUGGCCAUCGCAGAUAACGCCGAGCUCGCCAAGCAUCGUCGUGCCUUCGCCUGCCGUUGCUGCCCUCGCAACAACUCGCCCAGCAAAAAGCAGAGGUAGAAGCUUCCAUGGCGACCAUAGCCACGAUGGCCUUGCUCAAGCCCGCCAAGAUCGUGGCGCGGUCGGCGCUGCCGCCGUCCACCAGCGGCGGCGUCUCUCUACGCAGCCUGGCGCCCAAGAAGCAGAGCGCGCUGGCGGUGUCGUCGUCACCCGCGGCGGCGGCGAUGGCGGGCGCCUUCUUCCACGCGCUGGCGUCGUCGGACGCGGCGCUGGCGGCGCAGCGGGUCGCCGACGUGGCGGCGGCGGACGCGGGCAGCGACAACCGGGGCCAGCUGCUGCUGUUCGUGGUGGCGCCCGCCAUCGGGUGGGUGCUCUACAACAUCCUGCAGCCGGCGCUGAACCAGCUCAACCGCAUGCGCAGCCAGGCGGUCAUCGCCGGCGUGGGCCUCGGCGCCGCCGCCACCGCCGCGGGGAUGGCGUGCGCGCCCGAAGCCUCGGCCGCUGUCCAGGACCUCGCCGCGCUGGCGGCCGCCGCGGCUGCCCCCGCCGACGACAACCGGGGCCUGCUGCUGCUCAUCGUCGUCGCGCCCGCCAUUGGGUGGGUUCUCUUCAACAUCCUCCAGCCCGCGCUCAACCAGCUCAACCGCAUGCGGUCCGACUGAGCGAGCUCUCUUGCCAAGCACCUGCAGUGCGUGUGCGUUCGUGUGUAUUAAAAUUAAGGAUGGUAGUAACGUGAAUCGCGGUCUGCGUGCCCUGUGUUUCGAUGCAAGUUCUUGAACAAAUGCAGUACAGCUCUUUCUUCUCCA
Molecule: messenger RNA, 885 nt
Organism: Setaria italica (foxtail millet)
Lineage: Eukaryota; Viridiplantae; Streptophyta; Magnoliopsida; Poales; Poaceae
Product: photosystem II core complex proteins psbY, chloroplastic
Exons: 1
Coding region: 148-741 (197 amino acids)
Biological process (GO): cell redox homeostasis; photosynthesis
Cellular component (GO): chloroplast thylakoid; photosystem II; membrane
Molecular function (GO): manganese ion binding
Source: RefSeq, a predicted model, not a curated record